Molecule: messenger RNA, 2174 nt
Organism: Daphnia pulex (common water flea)
Lineage: Eukaryota; Metazoa; Arthropoda; Branchiopoda; Diplostraca; Daphniidae
Product: mucin-3A-like
Exons: 6
Coding region: 180-2081 (633 amino acids)
Cellular component (GO): membrane
Molecular function (GO): protein binding
Source: RefSeq, a predicted model, not a curated record
CUAGCGAUAAGUUGGUAGGAAGUGUGAAGAAACUGAUACAGGGCAAGACUUUGAACGAGAGCAGACGUUUCAAUAAACGCCAAACCGUCGAUCAAUUUUUAUAGAUCACGUCACUUGAUCGGCAGCUUCGACAAGCUAAACAUCGCACAUUUCGGAUUAAUUCGGAUUAGUUGGGCGCAAUGUGGACAUUUGUGUUCUCUCCAAAGACAGUAUUCAGUUGGGUGUUGUUUAUGUGCUUGUGCACUUCAAAUUACGCCCAGCAGUCAGGAUGUUUUAAUGAAUUGAGUGUACCCAUUUACUCCCCGUGUUUUUGCGAAGAAACUGGGCAAGGAAGUCUGAACAUUACAUGUUUAGGAGAUUUAGUUACGAACCAGGAAAUUCAGAGGAUUUUUCAGGACUCAACAGCGACUGUAAUAAAUCGAUUCGCUUUAAUACCAGCUGUCACCACACCCGGUCAACCAGACGGUCCAGACUUGAUUAAAGUUAUUGACAACCUGCUGUCUGACAAACGCGCACGUAUCAUUGAAAUUGCCACCUGCCCAUCUGGGUCCACCCUUGACAUUAGUCUAAGAGCUUUCCGGACGUCGAACGUCUAUGCCCAGGAAUUUUCCAUCACCGAUUGCGACAUCGAUCAACUCAACUGGUUAUUUCUCCAGAACUUUACGCGAAUCGUAAACGUCCGAUUGACAACUGUGAGUGGAAUUAACUCCAUCAGCUCUCUACCCAUUCUAAGAAAUGCCGAACAGUUAACUUUCGACAACUGUCUGGGUUUUGACAAUUCGCUAUUUAGUUUCCCAGCGGCUAAGCUUCCGGCGUUGAAGACACUCAACUUUGUCGGAAACACCGACCUCGACAACCCAGUGGCUGACAACAUACUACUCGCAUUAGCCACCGCCAGCGUCCCACUUACAAAUUUGAACAUCCGCCAGUCGCCGUUGAUUACUCUCGUCCCUAAACACAUCGGCGAUAUCUUGAGUUUGACCUCCAUCAACUUGUCGAAUAACCAGAUAAACUCUGUCGACUCAAACGCGUUCAGCUUUAUAAACGAUCGCUCGGUUCGAUUCUUAAACCUGUCUAAUAACGUGGUGAAUACCAUUUCAUACAACGCCUUCAGUACAGGCAAUUACGGCGGAGCAAUCGUGCCACUUGAUAACAACUUGUUGACUUUGUUCGAAUGGGAAGUUUUCUUGGACGUCCUCGUCGAAAUGAAUCAGACUGGCUCUGGACUUGUUUCAAUUGCCGGAAAUGGCAUCACUUGCGAUAACUGCCAAUUGGCUUGGCUCAUCCGAGACAACCCAACAUUGUUGCAGUAUGUGUCUGGCGGAACUUGUGCGGAUGGCACUACCUUUGAAGAGCUAGAUCCUAGCGAAUACGGCUCCAUCUGUGCUGUUAUCACGCCCAGCCCUGCAACUACUUCUACGACUGAGCCCCCAACCACUACAACACCCCUAACCACUACAACACCCCUAACCACUACAACACCCCCAACCACUACAACACCCCCAACCACGACUGAAAUUCCAACUACAGAAAUCCCAACCACGACUGAAAUUCCGACCACUGAAGCCCCAACAACGACAACUACUACAACAGUUGAGACGACUAGGACGACAGCCACAACUUCAACUAGUACGGGAACAAUUUCGACGACUAUCGGACCACCUAAUAACGACACAAACACUCAACUCUUGUUGUACAUUACCUGUGGUCUUGUUGCUCUGAUCGUGUUGAUCCUGAUCAUCGGAUGCAUCUACAUGGUCAUCGCCAAGAAUUCACGCAAGCGUAGGAGAGAAUCUUUGGCGUCCGUAAGAUCCGACGCUUUCAGUGCUCGAAGUGGUCCUCCUCCGAUCCCAGUGAACAAUACCUUAACAGGAGUGCCUCGAUCGAAUUACGGCCCCACUCCUCAGGUACCUACAACAUUGCCUCGAGCCAAUAUUCCAGCCAUUGUUCAAGGACCUGGAGGCAAGUUGUACGUGCAGUCUACGGGGGCCGCUUACACAAACCCCGCAAAUAACACAGCAAAGUCCAACAAGCAGCCAACCCAAGGCAAAUCUACGACUACAACGCGAAAGGGUUACUAACAGACAAGUCAAAAACAUCACACCAUGAUUUCCAAUGUUAAUAUCUAAAAUCAAAUAGCAUAUAGAAUUCGAUACUUACACUUAAAGCACACA